This is a messenger RNA of Closterium sp. NIES-67, 855 nucleotides long. NCBI's taxonomy places the organism in Eukaryota, Viridiplantae, Streptophyta, Zygnematophyceae, Desmidiales, Closteriaceae. The record is from the annotation of a GenBank genome assembly.
GACGUCGUUCGCCGACCUAUCAGAAGACGUGCUUCUGCACCUGCUUGCUCGCCCAUCUUCCGGUGGCCCGAGCCGCGAGCUUUCCCCGGAAGACCUCGCACGGCUCGAGGCGGUCUGCUACGCCCUCCGCCGCCCGCUCCUGCUCCCCCCGAACCGCCGCCACUCCGUCGUCGAAACAUCCGCGCGCGCGAGAUGCUUGCGCCACCCGCUGCUCGCGCGGGUCCCCGCGGAGCUGCUGCGCGCAAUGGCGGCGCAGCGGUGCGGCGGAAGCUGGCUGCGCGUGCUGCGUUUCGCGUGGGCGGUGGAGGAGGCCUGGGGGUUGCGGCGGGGAAGUGAUUCGGAAGUGGAGGUCGGAGGGGGGAGGGGAAGCGCGGAUGUGACGCGGCGGAAGCCGCCUUGCUCGCCGCGGAUUGGGCGGCGGCGGCGGAAGGGGAAGAUGAGGCCAGCCUGGGGAGGGAGGGAGGUCGCCGCGGCCCGGGAUUAACAGCCGCUGUUUACGCGGGCGAUUACUGCUCGUUCCAGAUAAAGACUAGCGGCGAGCUGUGGGUGUACGGAUCAGGCACGCGCGACGGCACCCCACAAUUCGCCCCCCCGCGUACCGCGCCAACUCACCCAGCACCAGUCGUCCCAACCCCCGCCCCGAAUCAGCCUCCCCCGAAUCAACCCGCCCCCGCGACUGUCGAGCCGCCCCAGGCGGCUCAAGGUUGGGCGGCUGCCGCCAGCAGCGCCCUGGCCGCCGGCCUGGCUGCUGUGCGUCUCGGAGCCAGCACCGCAGGCUCGGGCAGUGCCGCAGCGAUAGGCUCGGCAGUAGGCUCGGAGAGGCUGAAUGGGCGCACGAUGCAGCAAGCGCAGCAG